Messenger RNA from Encephalitozoon intestinalis ATCC 50506, 1101 nucleotides. RefSeq lists its product as uncharacterized. The transcript has a single exon. The coding region runs from base 1 to 1101 and encodes 366 amino acids. NCBI's taxonomy places the organism in Eukaryota, Fungi, Microsporidia, Unikaryonidae. The record is from RefSeq and is a predicted model, not a curated record.
AUGGUAGAGAUAAUAGAUAAAAUACGGGAGAUAAAAUAUGCAGAUGAAAUGGAUUAUAUUGUUGAAGGAUUGGUUAACAAUGAAAUAGAGGAAUCCUUGAGGUUAAUACUUGACUUGACAAAUGAUGAGAAGUUCAAAAGCUACAUGAAAGAAUCCAGGUAUUUGGAUGAAAUAAUCCAGGUAAUAUCUGAGAAGGGGGUAUUAGAAACUACAUCCGGUAUGGUGCUUGAGAUAUUAUCAAGGACUUUCAAUCCAUAUUCUCUUGUUGAUUUCAAGGGUUUAUUUAAGGUCCUGGCGAUGGCAUUUAAUAGGUGUGAAGUGGAAAAUAUAUCGGCAGAGUCUUCUAUCUGUGUCCAAAGGGAGGCAAACUUCAUUACAGAAAUACUAGAGAAAAUUCCGAUUAAGUGGUAUUCUAAAUUUUCUAAUCACACAGAGCUCAGAAAAGUGGUUUUUUCCUUACAGAUGUGUACAAGCAGAAAAGUGAUAGAAUGGAACAAGUUUCUGAUUUCUCUUCUAAUGAAGCAUCCUGAAUUAGGAAUUAUCGAUGAUUUUGCUUCCAUUCUAUUGAAGAAAGGUAGAAACUACGAAGUAAUAGCAAAUUAUACAAUGUUUAGGGAAAAUGCUGAAAAGUUAUUUCUUAGUGAGAACUUCAGACAGUGUUUAAGAAGAGUAGUUAUAAAGGAGUUCAUAAAAGACAAAGAUUAUAAAAGGCCCAGAUACAUGCUGAAAGGACUUACCCCGAAGUCUCUUGUCCUGCCAGUUCCCGAAACAAAAAAAAAAGAGAGCUUGGGAGGAAUAGAAAAAGACUCAAAAAGCUUGAGUAGGAAAAGAUUUUUGAUAAUAAUACUUAUCAAUUUGCUUUUUAGAGAUUUCCAUUUAGACAUUCCUCUAAGCUUGAUUGAAAGAGCCUAUUAUAGUGUGGAUGAAAUAACCAGAUGUUACAUAGCCAUACUUCUUCUUUCAAUUGAAUAUUCGGAAAAGAACACUGUUCAAAGUAUACAUGUUGAAGAUCUUAAGAAAGAUGCGAGACAUCUACUUUCCAUCUCCAAUACAUGCUUAUGCGAAGAAAUCCUAAAUAGAUUAAUCAAAAUAUCAAGUUAG